CCAGGCGUCCAGUGACGUGCGAAACCUUUGUCUGCCCUUGAUCCGUCGCUCGGUUGUCCUCGGUGAUGGUGUACAAGAAGGCAUAUUGCAUUCUACAUAGCAAGGUUGGAGACCACACGAGAGCUCGUCUUUCCCCUCACACAGGCUCCUUUGCUGUUCAGGGUUGUUGCCCGAAGGGCAAUGCGUGCAAUUACGCACACAGUUUUAACGAAAUUGAUAUGACAAGUAAGCGUCACACCAACGGGGAAACACUGUGUUGCACAAGGGUGUUCAAGGUCGAACAGGGCGUGUAUGCGGUGUGUGCGGCUGUGUGUCUCUCCUCUCAGAAUACAAAAUAAACAUUUGCCGCGAGUGGAAGUCAAUAGGGCGGUGCCCCCGUGGCGAAUUUUGUACUUAUGCUCAUUGCCGAAAGGACAUGCGCUUAGAAGAAUGGUGUGAGUACGUAUGGAAAGGUGAGCAAGGGAAGAGGCAGGGGAAGCAGAACAAAUUGGCACCUCUUGCCAUGUGUGCUGAUCUGUGCGCAGGUACGAGUUGCCAUCGGGGUGUGGACUGCCACAAAGCCCACUCAGAUAGUGAGCUCAAGCUGCGAAAGAAAUUGUACGCUAAGCCAAUGGCGGACGCACAUCACAUUCGCCUCAGCGGUACAGCCACCAUUCGCCUCAGCGGUACAGCCACAAUUCCCGUGUGUGCCUUGUGCGUGUUCAGGAAUGACGAGAUGGCCGAGAAGAUAGCCAGCUUUAACGGCUGAGAAGGUACCCUGCAGUCCGGUUACCGAGAGCUUAGUAAAUUACCAAAUUUUGCUGCCUGGCUGACUGACCGACUGGCUGGCUGGAUGGCUGAGUGACUGACUGAAGGUCUGUGUGUGGCUGGAUGUCGCAUGUAUGGGUGGAGGGUGGGGCGGAAGCGCAACGCGUCGACGCCAGCUCCUCCAUCCCAUCUUGUUUGUUUAAGAUGUCUGUCGGCGGUGUGAGGUGUGUAUGCAUCCAUGUCUUUCCAUAAGCUGCCUGCGUGAGUUGUACCCUCUGCUUGGGUCUGCUGGGUUUUGGGAAGCGUGUACGGUUUUGUUGGGCUGCGUGUGGUGCGUCUAGCGAUGCAUGGUGUACAUCUCCUCUCUCUCUCGCUUGGCUGAGAUGUAUGUACGCACUACGUGAGUGGGUUUCUUUUGACAUUCUCACGAUCCUUCUUGCGAACGAUCUCUCUUGCCUGUCUGACCGGUCAGGAGGUGACUGGUGUUGUAGUCACUAGACAAGCGGCUGUAGGUGCAUGUCUGACUGUAGCACAUCCAGGGCAUGAUCAGCAACGUGUGGAUCGUACACAUCCACACGUUGCUGCCUCGCCUGAGCCCGGCUGCCUCCUCGUCUGCCUGUCUGAGGUCUCUUGUCUGAGGUCUUUUGUGAGUUUGCCUGCCAAUGACGAUUUGGCCCGCAGUUUUUUUCUCUCCCCUUGUAUGUGAGUGGCUGCGAGUUGGUGGGGAAGGCCACAAGGGGUCGGGUUCUUACUUGAAAAUCUGUAAGCGGCGUUUUCCAGAGACAAGACAUGUGCCUCGUCUUUCUUGGGAUCCUUGUCAUAUAUGUAUGUCUACAUAAUUGUAAGACCUCUCUCCCUGUGCAGUCAGUGGUGUGUCGGAUGCAUUCACCCAUAUACACAGUUUUGACUGACUGGCGACUCUCUCGUGGCUGUAUGUAUGUAUGUAUGUGGGUCAAUGCCAACGAUAUCUCUCUCUCUUCCAGCGAUCUCCCUCCCGCCUGAUCAUUGCGUGUAUGGCUGUAGGUGCAUGCCUUCAUGUGCAUGUCUGUGAUAUUUAUCCAUCAUCAUGUGCCUGCCUGCCUGAUGCACACGAUGCACACGGUACACAUUCAUACGCUGCUGCCUCGUCUGCGACGUCACGAUUUUAUCCAUCGGCUGCGAGUCUGCCUGAGUGCAAUGUGUGUGUGGAUGCGACAUCACGCAACAGCGCACACCAUUAGUGUCAUGCAUCUACACACCUGUCUGUCUGGCUAGCCUAGAAGGGACACACGGGGGGCUAGCCUGGACACAUUCGUGUCGUUUUUAUCCAUCAUGUGUCACGAUUGUGUCCAUCGGCUGCCUUCCUGGCACUACACCAUGGCUGCUUCCCCUCCCUGCCUGUCGUGGAUGCGCUGCACGUCUUGUUCUCCAACGACAUGUGUGGUGUUUGUUCCUUCGUGACACGGGGGGAGCUAUCUUUUGUCCAUCGCUGUGCGUCGUUGUCGCCCUCUUGCAGACACGCAUGGUUACCGUCUGUCUGUCUGUCUGUCUUUCUGUCCAUCCGUUUCGCACGACAACACGGGAAGGGGUGCUUUUUGCGCGCACACGCAUCGGCACUCUCUCCAGGCUUCUCAAGUUCACACAAACAAAGCACCUAUCGACCCUUCGCCGUAUGUGUCUGUCGGUCUGUCUGUCCGUCUUUGCAUGUACGUGGGCAGGGGGUUGUUUUUCCACACGAACCGGGACGUGGGGUUCUAAAUCAAGUUCAC
Vitrella brassicaformis is the source of this 2495-nucleotide messenger RNA. NCBI's taxonomy places the organism in Eukaryota, Vitrellaceae. The record is from the annotation of a GenBank genome assembly.